UCAAGGGAAGCAUUGCAACGAGCUAGCCGAGCUCUCAAUGAACUCACGGGAUACAAUCAAAUUGAAGCCAUCAAAACAAAGGUGAAUGACCAAGCGAAACUGUUUGAGCAAACGCGCGAUCGUGUGCAAGAGGCGAAACAGCAGUAUGAGCAUGCUAUUGAGACACGGUCGGACACGCAACGUGGGAUCAAUGAGUUGUUGCAACGGAAACAUUUGUGGACAGGGGAUGAUGUCACGCGGUUUACGGAACUGUACCGGUUGGAACAUGAGCAUUCCAGAAACGAAGCUACGGCGCGAGAAAGAUACCAGCAAUGUGAAAAGGACAUGGACCGCGAAUACAUGGAACUGGCCCGAUCCAUCAUGGAACGAUAUCACGAAGAACAAUUAUGGAGUGACAAGAUUCGCAGCGUCAGUACCUACGGUACUUGGGCAUUGAUGGUUGUCAAUUUGCUACUGUUUGUAGCCGUACAAACCGUGUUUGAACCCCAUAAACGAAAGCGUCUGACGCAACGGUUUGAGGAACUUUUGGUG
Radiomyces spectabilis is the source of this 531-nucleotide messenger RNA. Its product is annotated as mitochondrial distribution and morphology family 33. The record is from RefSeq and is a predicted model, not a curated record. Gene Ontology annotation, cellular component: mitochondrial inner membrane. The annotation marks the transcript as partial. NCBI's taxonomy places the organism in Eukaryota, Fungi, Mucoromycota, Mucoromycetes, Mucorales, Radiomycetaceae. Gene Ontology annotation, biological process: inner mitochondrial membrane organization. The transcript has 2 exons.